AUGUCGAACUUUUUGGAUCAAUUUAUUCUGGAGGACGUCGCCAAAAACUGCCCGAAGCAAUUUGUGGCGUAUCAUAAAUGUAUUUCAGAGAAUCACGAAGACCCAAGUCAAUGUGUAUUUAGACAGAAAGAUCUAGCGGUUUGUAUAAAGGAGAAGGUACCCAGUGUGCAGAAAGUGAUGCAAAACUGUGGUACCCAGAUGGCACGUUACGAGCAAUGCGUUCGAGACCACAUGGCGACGCGUACCAUCAAUGAAAAUUGUCUGGGGCUACUCGAAGAGAUGCGGCAGUGCGCAGAGAAACAAGUGAGCGGAGUCAGACCAAUCAACGAGUUGUAA
This is a messenger RNA of Lachancea mirantina, 336 nucleotides long. The record is from the annotation of a GenBank genome assembly. Lineage: Eukaryota; Fungi; Ascomycota; Saccharomycetes; Saccharomycetales; Saccharomycetaceae.